UUAUUCUCAAGAAAAUUUGUCUUUGCUCCUGUUGAAAAGGAAUAAACCUUGCUCCUACCGUAAGAGUCUUACAAGCUUUAUAUUUUCAUGAAAUACUGAAAAGAAUCGAGCUUUGGCUGCAGGCCGAGCGGGCGAUUCGUAGCAGCCUAGUCCGUGACUUGAUUGAAAGAAAGGAAACCUUUCCAAGUUUUCCAGGAUCCCGAGCUUUUUGUCCAACAAAUGAGCAGCUUCGAGCCUUCAAUGCCGGAUACCUUUCUUACAUCCGCCGGCGAGACGCCGUCAACGUCCUCUGAUCUCAACUCAUCCUCACGCAUAAUAUGCCGCGUAUGUCAAAAGCAAUUUUCACUGUAUACCUGCCCUCGAUGCAACACACGUUAUUGCUCUCUUCUGUGUUAUAAGUCACAUAGCCUUCGUUGCACUGAAUCUUUUAUGAGGGAGAAUGUUAUGGAGGAACUGCAACAAUCGCAGCCAGAUGGGAAAAGUAAAAAGAAAAUGGUGGAAAUACUGAAACGAUUGCAUUCUGAAGAAGAGAUGGAAUCUUUAGAUGAAGAUGAACCACAGUUCUCAUUGUCUGAAGCAACCAUUCAAAAGGUCCUAUCAGGAGGCGAGAUAAGCCUAGAUGAUUUAUCUGCCGAAGAACAGAAACAAUACCGGAAAGCAAUGGCAUCAGGAGAGUUGAGCAAAUUGAUAAAGCCAUGGGACCCAUGGUGGGCCAACCCAUCAGCCCAAUAUAUCUCUCUCGGCCACGAUGGAACUCAACUUGUCCAGCCACUUUCAUCUAAAAAGCAGGAAGAAGAAACAGAUCUUUUGCCCGACAUUCCACCCGGCCCUGAAUCUCCCCUACCCUCAGUCACUAAGCUGAGUGCUUCCCCACCAUCCCCACUAUUGGCAGUCCACCUGGCUGACAUUGUAUACAGUUACUGUUUCACACUCCGUAUAUACAACGGCGACUGGAAGUCAGAUCCUAUUGGAUCUGCCACAGUUUUGCUCACUGUGUCUCGUGUUCUUGGUCAAGGUGGAUCCCAGCCAGAAACUGUACUGGAGGCUCUUUCACAUUGUCUGGAGCAAACAUGCUCUCCUCCUCUCAGACACAUGGGUGGCCUACAAUUCGGAUCCAGACUAAUGGAAGAUGUGGUCGGGCUUCUCAACCUUGGUGGUUCAGCAUUGGUAUGCUUGCUUUGUGAUCUACAAAGGCUGAUUCGGUCAGCAGAGGAAGAACUGAGUUCAGGCAUUAUUAAACAGCCCAAAUCUGAAAGGUUGGAGAUCAAGAAAAAGCUCAAGUCUGCUGAAAGAAAGGUUUAUUUCAUUAUGUGCUGGGUUCAUGAGCAGCCAAAGGAAGGAUGGCCUUCCUUAGCCGCGGUUGUCAAGGUGGAGAUGAGCCAAACCAUGGGAUAUGUUGGAACUGGGGCAUGUUUCCGGGAGGAGAAAACCGAAAGCGUUCAGAAUAAGCCCUUUAUCAAGGAAAUUUAAUGACACAAUCACGUCUUUUAACUAAAUGUGGUGUACUAAUUUGAGCUUAUUUGUGUACUCAUACGUUGUCCGAAAACUUUGUGAGUUACCCCUCCCUCGCUAGCAUAAAUUAUUUGCUAGACAUGAAAUGUAAACUUUUUGUACACUUGCUAAAGACAAAGGUGAAAAGGGCCGGUUCUAUUAAUGAUGGAGACGUUCAGUUUGCAUAUAAA
Molecule: messenger RNA, 1682 nt
Organism: Cuscuta europaea
Lineage: Eukaryota; Viridiplantae; Streptophyta; Magnoliopsida; Solanales; Convolvulaceae
Source: the annotation of a GenBank genome assembly